Prorocentrum cordatum is the source of this 2670-nucleotide messenger RNA. The record is from the annotation of a GenBank genome assembly. Lineage: Eukaryota; Dinophyceae; Prorocentrales; Prorocentraceae.
AUGGAUGGCCUCGCCAUCGCCCUGCACAGCAUCUACCACACGUCGACGUUCAUGGCCGCGAUCUCUCGGUGCAUCAAUUUCCUCGGGGACUCGGACUCGCACGGUGCGAUCUGCGGCCAACUUGCCGGGGCGUUCUACGGCGCCUCCGCCAUCGACGAGCGGCUAAUCGCAGCGCUCGAGGUUUGGGACCAGGGUGAGAUCGCCCUGAGAGCGGCGUUGUUGUACUCGCUGGGUGCGGACUUAUCAGAGGACGAUGUGGCCGCGGCGAUGGCAGCCACGACUCGGGGCGCGGAACCCAACGUCGCAAAGAAACCAAAGGUAGUGAACGAUGCACUUGUUGAAAGCGGAAUUUGUGUGCCGCCGUCUUCCGCUGGGAAGAGUGAGAAGCAAGAGAAGGAGGAACCGAAACACAUCAUAGAGUUGAUGGCCACGUGUGGUGAUGAGACGUCUGGCUUCGCGGUGUACCCUCGCACCCACUGCCCGCACUUGCAGCAGCACGGGGAGCUUCCGAAGCCCCCAUGCAUCAGCAUGUGCGCGAAGUGCUCCGUCUGUGGAGAGGACCCGGACGAAGUGUGGAUCUGUGCUUUCUGUGGCGCCAGCCUGUGCUCGCGCUACAAGAACGCGCACAUGCUGCAGCACUCGGCCGAGGAGGGCCAUGCCGUGGGGCUCUCGCUGUCCGACCUGUCCUUCUGGUGCUUCAAGUGCGACUCAUACCUCGACGUAUUUGCGAUCGAAGCGCUGCACCCCCUGUACACGGAGGCCCACGUCGCCAAGUUCGGCGAGCGCCCGCCGCUGCCGAGCUCGAUGCGGGUCGUCCUGCGCUGGCCACGGAGAUAUUCCCUGCCUGCUCUCACCGGAGUUCGCACGGCUCAGACAUGCCUGGUCCCGGCGGAGCUCUCGGGUGCAGGUGCCCUCAUCGCGCGGAGUAAGAUUGGGCCAGGACGCUCCCAGUUCGUGCGCCACAACGGCCUGGUCUGGACGCAUUGGCUUGGACGUGCUGGGUUCGGCCGGCACCCCACGCCGGCACCCCACGCCCUUUUUGACGCCCUUCCCGACGCCUUUCCCGACGCCCACAACGAUCCCGGCGACCACGACGUCUUUCUCGACGCCCACAACGACCCCGACGCCCUUCCCGAUGCCCACAACGAUCCCGACGCCCUUCCCCACGACCUGCCGGUAGGCCGAGCCAUACCCGCCGGGAAGACCGGGCAGGAAGGCGUGGCGGAGCAGACCAGGCUGACGCUGGCGGACCUCGAUCAGCGCCUCGCCGCCGCCGGCACCGACAAGAGCAGGAUCAUCGACGCCGUGGUUUUCCUGAACGACGUGUCCACCCUCCCCGAGAUGGACGAGGUCUGGGUCGGCUGGUGCCCCGAGGGCGGCGAGCCCUCCCGCUGCUGCGUGGGCGCCAACCUCCCGCACGGGAUGAAGGUCGAGAUCAAGGUCACGGCGGCCGCCGGGGACGCGUGCGAUGAGCUGCCGGAGGCGGCGGCGGCCCCGGAGGACGAGGCUGCCGCCGAGCCGGAGGCCAGCGAGCGCGCGGCGGAGGCGAAGGGCGACGGCAAAGGCGGCGGCGAGCUGGCCGCCGAGGAGGCGGCGUACGUGGAGACCAACGACGAGGGCGGGGAGACGAACGGCGAGGAGACCAACGACGAGGCCGGCAGGCCCGAGACCGACGUCAGCGCCCCAGAGGUGGAGGCGGACACGCCGCCCCAGGAGGCCGGCAGGCCCACCGCCGCAAGGCCUGCCGCCGAGGAGGAGGCCUCCCAGGAGCCCGCCAGCGGCGGAGUGCUCGGGGGCAUCUUCGCCACCAAGGGCAAGAAGAGGCUCAAGAACAUUGCGGCCCCGCGGCCCGCGGGCAAGGACGACGCCGCGCGCGCCGCGGAGGAGGCCGCCGAGAGGGCUCGCCUCGAGGAGGAGGAGGAGGCGGCCCGGGAGCGGCGGCGUGCCGAGGAGGAGGCUGCCGAGCGGGCCAGGGCGGAGGAGGAGGCGAGGGAGGAGGAGGCGAGGCGGCGAACCGAGGAGGCGCGGGAGCUCGAGCGGGCCGGCGAGGGCCGGGAGCCAGAGGAGAGCGCGGACGCCCAGGAGACAGGCAGAGAAGACCUGGACGAGGACCAGGACGACGAGGAAGAGGACGAGGGCACCGAGGACAUGGACGCCGCGACAGACGAGGUCGAGGUGGCGUCUGCGGACCCCGAGGCGGCGAGCGACGACGGGGAGGAGCACCCGAGCCCCCACGCCGCGCUGCUGGCCUUCCGCUGCUGCGACGGCGGGGGGGAGCCGCCGGAAGAGGUGAUGACGCUGUCGGCGAAGGAGGACCCCACCGGGUGGAAGCCCGAGGACAUGCCGAAGGGCCUCUCGAAGUCCGGGCCCCAGUCCUGGAGGCGGUCCGAGGUCGAGAGGGACAGGCGGCCCGGCGAUCGAGCUGCGGCCAUCUUUAAGCCCAGCCAGACCACGAUCGUCGCCCCAGGCGAGAAAGGACGGUUCCGUGACGACCUUGUGAUCCCUUUCUCAGAUACCGGAGCCAGCGUGGACCACGCCCAACUCGAUUUCGAUGUGUACCAAAACUGCCAGGACUACAACUCUCUGUGCAAGUACGCCGCCAAGGUGCAUGGGUACAAGUCCAGUAAUGCGCAUGAUGCCAAGACGGCAGAGAAGGCCAGUGAGGCUUAG